Messenger RNA from Corylus avellana, 2302 nucleotides. Its product is annotated as DNA-binding bromodomain-containing protein. The record is from RefSeq and is a predicted model, not a curated record. Gene Ontology annotation, molecular function: protein binding. NCBI's taxonomy places the organism in Eukaryota, Viridiplantae, Streptophyta, Magnoliopsida, Fagales, Betulaceae.
UCCAUUACCCAGAUCAGAUGGGCUCAAAAUUCAAUCCCACAGAGAGAGACAAAGCGACAAACAGACACAAAAGGGCCGCUCCAGAAAUAAAAUUUGAACAAAGGACAACCCUAGGAACUCAAACCAAUCCCCCAGGGAUAAAUUCGUACUUUCACAGCUCCAAAUCACAGAACAAAGGAUUCCAGAGGACGAAAACCAUGAAUAGGAAAAGCAACGGCAAAGUUAAUAAUCAUGGUGGUGAUGAUGGCGAGAGAAGAAGAGAGCGAAGCGUGGGGUACAUGGGAGGAGCUUCUGCUAGGGUUCGCCGUGAAGCGCCACGGGCUCGCCGACUGGGACUCCGUUGCAGCGGAGGUCCGCACCAAGAGCUCUCUCCCUUGCCUCUUCCUCACAGCUCACCACUGCAAGGUCAAGUUCCACGACCUUAAACGCCGCUUCUCCUCCCAAAACGCCGACGUUCUCGAACGCCACGAGGACGAGACUAUCCCCUGGCUCGACGAGCUGAGGAAGCUCCGCGUCGCCGAGCUUAAGCGAGAGGUCCGAAACUACGACGUUUCAAUCCUUUCUUUGGAGACGAUGGUGAAGAGGUUGGAGGAAGAGCGAGAGCUGAACGUGAGAGGGAAUGGAAUUUUCCAAGGAAAACCAGAUCUGGAAGAACUGCGAGAGAGAUCGGAGAACGACAAAGGUGACGAACCGGAGAAAACCGGCGGGGAGUUGGACCGUUCCGUCAACGAGUCCAACACCACCGGUUCGAAAGGAAAAUCCGGUGGCGAAGAGGUAAGAUUAGGACUCGAAGCGCUCCGCACCGGUUCGAGUGGACCGGAAUCGGAACCGAUGGCCGAGAACUCGCACGACGGGAGCUCCGAUACCGUGGCUAAGAGCCAGUCCGAGAUCGAGUUGCGUGGCGACUCGGCGGCGCGGGAGAGCAGCGAGGUGCAGAGCUCGGCAAGCUUGUCGCGGAAGAGGAAAAGGAGGGGACGCCGGAGAAUGGAGGCUUCCGGCGGACUGGAUCCGGCGGAGACCAUGGAGGACACCGGGAAAUCGCAGCCGUUCGUUAGGGUUUUGGAGAUGAUUAGAGCGCAAAGCGGUUCGCUGUUCGAGCGCCGGCUCGAAAGCCAGGAAAAUGAGGAGUACAAAAACUUGGUGAAGCAGCAUGUGGAUUUGGAAACAGUACAAAGCAGGCUCGUCAAGGGCAACUAUUCCUCAUGCACCCUCGCAUUCUACCGAGACCUUCUGCUUCUCUUCAACAACGCUGCCCUAUUCUUUCCCAAGUCCUCCCUUGAGUCGAUCACUGCCCACCAGCUCCGCCACCUCCUGUUGAAUGAGAUCCCAAAACGCAACAACUCAUUCCCAAAAGAACCUUCACCAACACCCAAUGCAGCAGCAUCACUAUUGCAGCCUAAACCUGAGUUAGAAAGAUCACAUUCAUUGCUUGCAAAACACAACUCGCCUGCUCCGAUAAUUGUUUGCCGCAAACGGAGUUCCAUUUCAGCUAAACCUAAUUCCUCUGCCAUUACCAUCGGUCAAAAAGAUAAGCAAGCAAGCGAUGAGAAGAUGCCAGUUCUUGAUCCGAACUCGUUGCCCAUUAAGCCCUCUUCAGACAAUAGUAUGUUGAAAACUAAUGCCAACGAUAAGCCUGUAACUGGAGUCAGAAGCUCGAGAAGGAGCAAUAAGAACCCAACAAACAAUAAUACCAGUAGUGCUUCCAGCAAGAAGCAAACAAGUAUGAGCCCUGGCUCAAAACCUGGGUUAGGUAAUAAACUAGAGACUCCCAAAAGUGAUCAGAAGAAUAAAACCGAAGCAUCGACGUUGGGGAAAAAACGAAGCGCAGCCGAUUUCUUAAAAAGAAUUAAAUGGAACUCUCCGGGGGAAACUGUGAAGAGUAGUUCUAGUAAAGAGAAGAAAAGUAGGCAUAAUGGGAAGGGGGGUGACAAGAAAGAGAGGAGGGCGUUAAGGCAAAGCAGUGAAAGGAAACUUGUGAGGGGGGAGGAGAGUAGUCCAUCAAAGCGGAGUGUUGGAAGGCCACCAAGAAAGGCAGCGGAGGCAAAUGCAGUUUCGGUGAAGCGCGGUAAGGGGGCCAGUGGAGGAAAGGAAGUGGCGGCCUUGAAGCUGCCAAGAAAGCGAGCUAGGAGGUAGAAGAAUGGCUCCAUUGGUUGCAUCUGUAUAUUAUGUAACUCCAUUUAAUUUAACUAAUUAGAAAGUUGUAGACCCUGUAAGAUGCAUCUUCUUUUGGUCCCACAAAUAUUAGUUAGACUAAUCAGAUGAGAAUACUCUCAAAUCAAUCCGACCCAAUAGAUUUUGUGGA